Molecule: messenger RNA, 2963 nt
Organism: Nematolebias whitei (Rio pearlfish)
Lineage: Eukaryota; Metazoa; Chordata; Actinopteri; Cyprinodontiformes; Rivulidae
Gene: marchf5
Product: membrane-associated ring finger (C3HC4) 5
Exons: 6
Coding region: 351-1271 (306 amino acids)
Molecular function (GO): zinc ion binding
Source: RefSeq, a predicted model, not a curated record
GUAAUCACGCAGAGACGGCUAGUUAAUGGAGUUAAAUGGUCUGGCGAAACGAGGCCGUAACAAAUUUAAAGCGAAUUUUCUUUUUAAGUAGCUCAAGGGCCGCAGACUAAUGUUAUUUGUUGGCCAUGAGCGACAGGGAGUAGGUUUUAGUUUAAAUUCCUGGCCCUUUUGCUGAUGACGCGCCGUGUAAACACGUAGGCCUGGUGCGUCGCUGCUAAGCUAACUGAUGCUAACGUUUUAACGUCAACUGCAACAAAUGAUCAGGAUUAUUUUAAUGUCUCACUCGUAACGUCGUUAAUUUCUGCCCACCAAGAAGACCCAGUGAAAGUCGGUAUUUCCUCCCCACAACCAUGGCGGAACAGAACGCGGUGGUCGCGCAGCAGGGUUUGGACCGGAGCUGCUGGGUGUGCUUUGCGACGGACGAGGACGAUCGCACGGCGGAGUGGGUGCGGCCGUGUCGGUGCCGCGGCUCAACCAAGUGGGUCCACCAGGCGUGCCUGCAGCGCUGGGUGGACGAGAAGCAGCGGGGCAACAGCACGGCGCGAGUGGCCUGCCCACAAUGCAAUGCAGAGUACCUCAUCGUGUUCCCCAAACUAGGUCCGGUGGUUUAUGUUCUGGACCUGGCAGACCGGCUCAUCUCAAAGGCCGGCCCCUUCGCUGCGGCGGGGAUCAUGGUGGGCUCCAUCUACUGGACUGCCGUCACCUACGGAGCGGUCACAGUGAUGCAGGUGGUGGGCCAUAAGGAGGGCCUGGACGUCAUGGAGCGGGCCGACCCCCUGUUCCUGCUCAUCGGGCUGCCCACCAUCCCCGUCAUGCUGAUCCUGGGGAAGAUGAUCCGCUGGGAGGACUACGUGCUGCGUCUGUGGAGGAAGUACUCCAACAAGCUGCAGAUCCUCAACAGCAUCUUCCCAGGUUUUGUUCACACACAGAGACUGAAACCCGACCAGUCGGGCUUCCUGCUGCUGACCUCUGACCCUCUGACCGCAGGGAUCGGCUGCCCCGUGCCUCGGAUCCCCGCAGAGGCCAGCCCCAUGGCUGACCACGUGUCGGCGACACGGAUCCUGUGCGGCGCUCUGGUGUUUCCCACCAUCGCCACCAUCGUGGGGAAGCUGAUGUUCAGCAGCGUCAACUCCAACCUGCAGAGGACCAUCCUGGGCGGCAUCGCCUUCGUGGCGAUCAAAGGAGCGUUCAAGGUUUACUUCAAACAGCAGCAGUACCUGAGGCAGGCCCACCGCAAGAUCCUCAACUUCCCCGAGCCGGAGGAGGCCUGAGAGGGGCGGGGGGCUGCUGCUCCUCAUCACGUGUGACUGCAGAGACUCAUGGCGCCCCCCAUCAAUAAAUAAUGAAACCCCAACCAACAAAUACAACCCGGGCAUGUGUAAUCUAAGAGUUUUAUAAAAUAUUGUUUAAUGUUGUGCCCACAUUACGGCUUCUGUCAUGGAUUUAUUCAGUGAACGUUUUUCAGAGGAGACGAUAAAAGUUGUGAAUCAUGAUGCAGCAAAUUCACUGAAACCCGAAUCAUGAUGCAGCAAAUUCACUGAAACCCGAAUCAUGAUGCAGCAAAUUCAAUGAAACCUGAAUCAUGAUGCAGCAAAUUCACUGAAACCUGAAUCAUGAUGCAGCAAAUUCACUGAAACCUGAAUCAUGAUGCAGCAAAUUCAAAGAAACCUGAAUCAUGAUGCAGCAAAUUCACUGAAACUUGAAUCAUGAUGCAGCAAAUUUACUGAAACCUGAAUCAUGAUGCAGCAAACUCACAGAAACCUGAAUCAUGAUGCAGCAAAUUCAAAGAAACCUGAAUCAUGAUGCAGCAAAUUCACUGAAACCUGAAUCAUGAUGCAGCAAACUCACAGAAACCUGAAUCAUGAUGCAGCAAACUCACUGAAACCUGGCAACGUUUCACCAUCUUAUUGUUCCAGCUAAAGGAUGAGAGUAAAACUUAACUGGGAUGGAUCAAAACAAACGGGACACUUUGAAGUUUGAUGCAACUUUUAUGGAAACGCGAGAAAUAAAUAUCUUACCUGUUGUAGAUAACUUGCAUAGGUCUGACCAAAGUGCAUCGCAACUACAUUAAAACGACUUGAGACUUAAUUUUUUUAAAUAAAAGUCUGCCUAAAUAAAACUUUCUGCUGAAACGUUAAAAUGAAACGGACGUUCGUGUGAAGGCGUAAACCAAUAUAAAAAUGUAAAAGUCUUAAAGAAACAAUCCACUUUGGUCUUGGUUGUGUUUGGAUCAUGUGUUGGGCCAGAAUCUCACCGGGCUGCGACGGUUGGUGAACUCCGUCCACGAAUCUCCAGAACAUUUUCAAAUUGUUCCCGGACACUUGCAGCCGUGUGGUUUGAACUUUAAACUACAAACACUUUCACUCUCUGGCCACACGCUUUCAGUUCAACUAGAAUUUAUGGCCCAAUCAUAAACAGGAAACAGGUGGUGGUGACUCGCCUGUCGCUGCUUCUGAUUGGUUCAGAUUUAGGGCAUCAGGUGAGGCCUGACCAGUGAUUGGUUAAAAGUUGAGCACAAGGAGCCAAUCAGAGGCACAGCUGGACGCAAACGAUCAUCCCUGUGAGGAAGCAGGAAGUCUUUCUUUAGGUUUUAGUCCAACAAAACGUGGAUGGGAGACGCCCCGCCCCUGUGACUGGCAGGGAACAAAGCCGAGGUUCGUGGAGGAAACGGGUCGUUUUUGCAUUCUCUCUUGCAGAUGUGAACUUUGAGCAGUCGCAGCUCAGCGAGACCGCGCUUUUAACUCGUCCCCAUUUCUGCAAAAUCUGUACAAAGAAAACAUUGAUCAUAACUUUUAACACAUGAAAAUGUACAAAGAAUCAUUUUAAAGUGUGUAAAAAAGGUUUCUAAUAUUUCUGACUGAAACUUGUAAACUUGGUUUGCUGAGAACUCGUACAAAUCUUAGUUUGAUAAAAAAAUGUGGAACAAGCUCGUCCACGUCUGCAGAAACAAAGUGUGAACAUGU